Messenger RNA from Brassica oleracea var. oleracea, 814 nucleotides. RefSeq lists its product as uncharacterized. NCBI's taxonomy places the organism in Eukaryota, Viridiplantae, Streptophyta, Magnoliopsida, Brassicales, Brassicaceae. The transcript has 3 exons. The record is from RefSeq and is a predicted model, not a curated record. Bases 87 to 263 code for a protein of 58 amino acids.
CAGGUUCAUCCGUUUGAUUUCUUUGGAUAAAUUGUUUUCUGGUAUUACUAAGAGAUUAAAAACUCCAGAUCGUGAUCAACAUUCCUAUGCAUAAGAGCGUGAAUGAUAUUAUGAUGGAAUCGAAAGCUGGUAAUAACAAGCCUAAAAGUUCCUUAUUUUACGAAGCUCCCCUCGGUUACAGCAUUGAAGACGUCCGUCCUUUUGGUGGAAUCAAGAAAUUCAAAUCUUCUGUCUACUCUAACUGCGCUAAGAGGCCAUCCUAGUCAACUCGAAUAGUCCUCGUAGUUUUUUAACUUGCUUUCCGAUUUUAAUAUCUUUCAAGAAAUUGUUUUCUCUCACAACAACAAAGCGAGAAGACGAUGUCAGUCUCUUCAAUAGGAUUUGAAGGCUACGAGAAGCGCCUUGAAGUAACCUUCUUUGAGCCAAGUAUCUUCCUCGACACGCAAGGGUUAGGCCUCCGUGCCUUAACCAAGUCUCAGAUCGACGAGAUCCUCCAACCAGCUGAAUGCACAAUCGUUUCAUCUCUCUCCAACGAUCAUCUCGACUCUUACGUCCUCUCUGAGUCCAGCCUCUUCAUCUUCCCUUACAAGAUCAUCAUCAAGACUUGUGGGACCACAAAGCUCCUCCUCUCUAUAGAACCACUCUUGAGGUUAGCUAACGAGCUCUCACUUGACGUUGAGUCCGUGAGGUACACUCGUGGAAGCUUCCUAUGCCCUGGAGGGCAGCCUUUCCCUCACCGCAACUUCUCUGAAGAAGUUUCUGUCCUCGAUGGUCACUUCACCAAGCUAGGUUUGAGCAGUGUUGCGUACUUGAU